Messenger RNA from Thermothielavioides terrestris NRRL 8126, 597 nucleotides. RefSeq lists its product as uncharacterized. The record is from RefSeq and is a predicted model, not a curated record. The transcript has 2 exons. Lineage: Eukaryota; Fungi; Ascomycota; Sordariomycetes; Sordariales; Chaetomiaceae. The coding region runs from base 1 to 597 and encodes 198 amino acids.
AUGUACAAGACUACGUCGUUCCCGGGUCCUUGGCUUCGACCCUUGUUGUCACCUUGCUGGCCGUCAGUGGGGCAGGAGGCCGGAGAGAACGCGCCCGGCGGGGUGGUCGCGCUGCACGAGCGGGAGGUGAUGAGGGAGUCCAGCAUCCAGGUGUGGGUUUACAAACGUGCCCACGUCGUGGUGGGUGAGAUGAGCGCGGGCGAGCCGCGGGAGAUUUGGUCGACCGGAUCCGCCCAGGAGGCGCUGUUCGGGAAGGUCAGGAGAGUCGCGCGCGAGCUGUGGCCGUGGUGGAAGAGACUCCUGUCGCUGAAGUCGAUUCAGGGCUUCGCGCUGUAUCGUUGCUACCUCGAGAAUGAGUCUCACGAAGCGGGGGAGCUGGACGACGAGGCCGGGGCCGUCCUUUACGAGCUCUGGCACGACUACAACCACAUGAAGAAGGACGGUGGUGGUCGUGGCUGCCUUGGGACCACAACGCAGAACGCCAUCAUCUCCGCCACCGCCGAAGAGAGCAGGGUCAACGGUGGACAAGCCGACAAGGCGCCGUGUCUGGCGCUGUCGCUCUGCGUCAAGUGGUCCGUCCAGAAGAUCGCCAUCUAA